AUGACCGGCACCACCAACAAGACCCUCAUCUUCAAGAAGAUCCCCACGGACUACCCCGUCCCUGGUGAGCAUCUCGUCAUCGAGGACAAGGGCUUCGACCCCAACGCCGCUGCCCCCGAGGGCGGCCUGGUUCUCUCCAUUCUCUACGCCUCUUUCGACCCUUACCAGCGCGGCCGCAUGCGCGAGGCCAACACCAAGUCCUACACCCCUCCUUACCACCUCAACGAGCCUGUCACCAACGCCACCGUUGCCAAGGUCCUCAAGUCUGACAACGCCGACUACAAGGAGGGUGACCUCGUCAUCGCCCACCUGCCCAUCGCCGAGUAUGCCACCCUCACCAAGGAGCAGGUCGGCCAGACGGUGCAGAACAAGAUCAACAACCUGCACAACCUCAAGGACCUCGGCCUCUUCCUCGGCCCCCUGGGCAUGCCCGGCCUGACCGCCUGGUCGUCCUACCACGAGAUUGGCCAGCCCAAGAAGGGCGAGACCAUCUUCGUCAGCAGUGCCGCUGGUGCUGUCGGUCAGGUCGUCGGCCAGAUCGCCAAGCGCGAGGGCCUGAAGGUCAUCGGUUCCGUCGGCAGCGACGAGAAGCUCGACUUCAUCAUCAACGAGCUCGGCUUCGAUGGCGGCUUCAACUACAAGAAGGAGAAGCCGCUUGAUGCCCUCAAGAGGCUGGCGCCCGAGGGUAUCGAUAUCUACUACGAGAACGUCGGUGGUGAGCACCUCCAGGCUGCGCUGGAGUGCCUUAACCAGUGGGGUCGCAUUGUUGCUUGCGGCAUGAUCUCCCAAUACAACGCCAAGCCCGAGGAGCGCUACGGCGUCACCAACCUCUUCCACAUCGUCUCCAAGCGCAUCGACUUCCGCGGCUUCAUCGUCUCCGACAAGGACUUUGGUCCCAAGCACUACAAGGAGCACCAGGAGCAGCUGUCGCAGUGGAUCGCCGAUGGCUCCGUCAAGUUCAAGCUCCACUAUACCGAGGGCAUCGACAAGGCUGCUGAGGGUCUCGUCGGUAUCUUCAAGGGCGAGAACUUUGGCAAGGCGGUUUUGCAUGUUAAGGAUGAGUAA
Sordaria macrospora k-hell is the source of this 1065-nucleotide messenger RNA. RefSeq lists its product as uncharacterized. NCBI's taxonomy places the organism in Eukaryota, Fungi, Ascomycota, Sordariomycetes, Sordariales, Sordariaceae. Gene Ontology annotation, molecular function: oxidoreductase activity, acting on the CH-CH group of donors, NAD or NADP as acceptor. The record is from RefSeq and is a predicted model, not a curated record.